AUGUCUUCCACUAUGAGUGUCACCAAUUUGCCAUUCCCAGUUGCGCCAAAACUUCCACCAAAGCUUCCUUCUAUUAUGAAUAAAGCUCCAUUACGUCCUCCAGUCAUUCCAAAGGCUGCACCACGAAUUGCUAACAAAUUGACUUCAAAUUCAAACCAUUCAGAAGUUUCAAAUAAGCAAACAACAGAAGAAACAGCUGCUAUAUCUUCUCCAGAGACUUCAACACACCCUAACUCUCAAGAACAAAUUCAAUUGUAA
This is a messenger RNA of Trichomonas vaginalis G3, 258 nucleotides long. RefSeq lists its product as uncharacterized. The transcript has a single exon. The coding region runs from base 1 to 258 and encodes 85 amino acids. Lineage: Eukaryota; Parabasalia; Trichomonadida; Trichomonadidae. The record is from RefSeq and is a predicted model, not a curated record.